This is a messenger RNA of Toxorhynchites rutilus septentrionalis, 548 nucleotides long. It is a transcript of the gene IFT20, whose product is annotated as intraflagellar transport protein 20 homolog. Gene Ontology annotation, cellular component: cilium; Golgi apparatus; intraciliary transport particle B. Lineage: Eukaryota; Metazoa; Arthropoda; Insecta; Diptera; Culicidae. Bases 97 to 492 code for a protein of 131 amino acids. Gene Ontology annotation, biological process: centrosome localization; protein localization to cilium; intraciliary transport. The record is from RefSeq and is a predicted model, not a curated record. The transcript has 3 exons.
GAACUCUGUAGUCGCCAUGACAACAAACUCAAAAUAACAUUUCUAGCAAAAUAAUGGACAAAUCGAUUCGGGUUAUGAAUCAAUUUACGUUGCAAAAUGAGUGAAGAGCUGGGCAGAUCUGGUAUAUAUAUUGAUGACCUCUAUACUUUGCGAGUUAUUGAUCCUGAAGUGGCUAACGAAACUAAUGAUCUAAAAGAAGAAUGUGAAAAUUUUACAGAUAAAUUAAACGAGUUUCGUCGGAUCACGGAGCAAUUUACAAACAUCAUAGAGAACAUUGCCGUAGAAGUGGACCAUGAAAAAAUGCGUGCUAUCGGAGUUCAAAAUAUCCUCAAAACAUUCUCCAAGCAACGGGAAUCGGAACAACAGCAAAUACAGAGCGAAAUAAUUGAAAAAAUGGUUGAGUUGGAUAAAUUGAAGAUUGAAUACCAAUACUUACAAAGAAUUGAAUCCGAACAGCAAGAAAUAAUCGACAACUUUUAUCAGAAUCAAUGAAAUCCGGAUCUGUACUAUCUACAUGUUGAUAAAAGCAUACGCUGAUCCUUCAUUAU